Messenger RNA from Lytechinus variegatus (green sea urchin), 2491 nucleotides. RefSeq names its product high affinity choline transporter 1-like. Gene Ontology annotation, cellular component: plasma membrane. NCBI's taxonomy places the organism in Eukaryota, Metazoa, Echinodermata, Echinoidea, Temnopleuroida, Toxopneustidae. The transcript has 9 exons. Bases 207 to 1814 code for a protein of 535 amino acids. The record is from RefSeq and is a predicted model, not a curated record. Gene Ontology annotation, biological process: transmembrane transport; acetylcholine biosynthetic process; choline transport. Gene Ontology annotation, molecular function: choline:sodium symporter activity.
AGCACUUAGAUAAGAUAAUGGCAAGACACUCAUCGAUGCUUAUUUGUUGAGGGAGCUGGGAAGAACUCUAUCACUGAUAUAGGCCACGAGUGAUUUCAUUCUCUUCCGAGAUUAGACCAAUCCCAGACGUAACAACAAAUCUUGUUGCUCCGAUUUCCAUUACUUUAUCUGACAACUUCUACAACUUGUUACACAGCAUCGCAAAUAUGGCGGUUCACUGGGGUGGUGUCGCCGGGAUGAUCGUUUUCUAUCUCAUCAUCCUUCUCGUUGGCAUGUGGGCUUCUAGGAGAACCAAAGGAGGGGACAAUCCUGAACGCGUGAUGGUGGCCCGUCGGGAUAUUGGAUGGUUUGUCGGGUUCUUCACACUAGUCGCAACUUGGGUGGGAGGUGGCUACAUCAAUGGAACAGCGGAAAAGGUAUUCAGACCAGGCGGUGGGUUAUUAUGGACACAAGCUCCAAUCGGAUACAGUCUCAGUUUCGCCGUCAAUGGGCUUUUCUUUACGAGGAAGAUGAGAGCAUCCAACUACGUGACAAUGAUCGACCCGUUUCAGAUCAAAUAUGGAUCUCGUUUCGGAGGAUUAUUGUUCGUAGUAGCGCUCCUUGGGGAACUCUUAUGGUGUGCCACCAUAUUGGCUGCACUCGGCUCAUCAAUUGCUGUUAUUUUGGAGCUCGACCAGAAUUUAGCUGUGAUCAUAUCUGCCUGUAUCGCCGCUGUUUAUACUUUGUUUGGAGGCCUCUAUUCCGUAGCUUACACUGACAUCGUGCAACUUAUUCUGAUUUUCAUCGGACUUUGGUUAGCAGUGCCUUUUGCAAUGACCCAUGAAGCCGUGGUUCCCAUAUCGGAAACAAAAGAUGAGUGGCUUGGAGAAUGGGAUAACAAAUUAGUUGGGGUGUGGCUAGAUAAUUGGAUGCUUCUGAUAUUUGGCGGGGUACCGUGGCAGGCCUACUACCAGCGAGCCCUUGCCGCCAAGACGCCAGACCUUGCCGUAAAGUUGUCGUACGGGGCAACCAUAGGGUGCUUGGUUAUGGCUAUCCCAGCUGUCAUCUUUGGUGCCGUUGGUUCAAGUACUGAUUGGGAGAUGACGAAUGUUAACUUAAACAAGACAGAUCCCUAUGAGGAUGCAAGCUUGGUCCUUCCUCUUAUCAUGCAGUUUCUUACCCCUCCUUUUAUCGCUUUCAUGGGACUGGGAGCCAUUUCUGCAGCGACCAUGUCGUCGACCGACUCAUCUGUUCUCUCAUCCAGUUCUAUGUUCGUAAGGAACAUCUAUUCGACCAUCUUCCGACCAAAGGCUUCAGACAAAGAAAUUAUUUGGGUGUUGCGAUGCACUAUCCUUGUCGUCACCGCGAUCGCCACAAUCCUAGCCCUGACGCUCAAGUCUAUUUACACCCUCUUCGUUCUCUGCUCCGACCUCGUGUACGUCAUCCUCUUCCCUCAGCUGAUCUGCGUCGUCCAUGUGCCCAAGGCGAAUACGUAUGGUCUCAUUCCCGGCCUCAUCAUCGGGCUCAUUCUCCGCCUCGGUGGUGGUGAGGAAGCAAUAGGCAUGCCACAUUUUAUCCGUUACCCGUUUUACGACGACGAAUACGGUCAGCUCUUUCCAUUUCGAUCGCUGGCCAUGCUGGUAUCGCUGAUCACGACCCUUGUGUUUUCUUACGGUGUUGCCCUCCUGUUCGAGAAGGGCUACGUGAGUGAGAAAUGGGACAUCCUCGAGAGUUUUCACGUCGACGACGAAAAUGAAAAGAAUGAAAAACAUCCUGUAGCUAAAUACGAACUGCAGGGCCCGGAAGACAAAAAUGAAAAUGACAAGUUUCUAUAACUCUGAUCUAUUCUCUUUUGUUAAUAAUCUUCUUAUUAGACUUAUUUGCACGUAGUUAAUUAAUCUAAUUAUUGGGUUAUUGUGACUAUAGAUUGGACAAAAAAAAAUGUUUAGCGUCCUGCCAUUUUGAAAAAUGGACAGCCCUUUUCUUUCUUUUUUUCAAAACGGCCGCCAGUUGAUAUUGAAAUUGUUUUCCCUUAAAAUCAUGAAAUUUAUAUUUUUCGAGAUUUACAAAAGAAAAAAAAGUGGUGGCCCACUAAUGAGGAAGGGGUCUCUAAACAUGUAGAUUUUUAUAUGUCCUAUAUAAAAAGGUUGCGGCAAAUGACGGAAAUUUGCACAAUAAAAAGUUAGUCUGAAUUUUUUUUCUCCAAUGAGAGAAUUGCUUUGCAUUCAUGUACACUGUAAAAAUACUGUUUAAAAUGUUAAUCACGUUGUUUAAGCCCGUCACUCUGUUUAAAACAACUGCUGUUUACACUUUUUAAACAAGUGUUUAAAAUUAUUAAACACGUUGUUUAAAAAAAUUAAACAAUUACAGAAAAUGUUAAGCUUUGUUUUUUGUUAGAGUGACAGGCUUAAAAAACGCGCUAUUCCUUUUUUCACUUUGUAUGACGUGUCAAUUUAUUGCCAUGAUUCUAGUCUCCUGUAUAGUUAUAUGCAGAUAAGUAUACAGGAGACCU